Pocillopora meandrina is the source of this 909-nucleotide messenger RNA. NCBI's taxonomy places the organism in Eukaryota, Metazoa, Cnidaria, Anthozoa, Scleractinia, Pocilloporidae. The record is from the annotation of a GenBank genome assembly.
AUGAAAUUAUCGACCGAAGAUUUCGUUCUGUUACCAGGAUAUGCUGCCAUUGUCCUUAUUGGAAUAAUAGGAAACUUUCUUAUCUUAGCUGUCGUGAAAAGGAAACGCUACAUGCAUACUACAACAAACUUUCUCCUCGCCAAUCUCGCUCUAGCCGAUUUAUUAACAUUACUGUGGUGUAUUCCAGGAAUCUUACUGAAAGACUUAAUCACACACCCCAAUGGCCUACUUGGAGACAUUCUGUGCAAGUUUGUCACCAUGCAACACAUGGCUGGAAUAUCGCUUCUGGUCGCUGGGCUGACACUCACUCUAGUGUCUGUUGAGCGGUAUAAUGCGCUGGUAAACCCUCUGAACGCCAGCUUGCGGCUCACGAAAGAAAAUGUCAAAUAUCCGAUCGUUGCCAUGUGGAUGUUUGCGUUCAUCUUUGUGCUGCCCCUAUUUGUCUUCGAGGAUUGGGACGAGAUGCGGAAUAGGUGUAUUAUGCUCUGGAAGAAGCCAUCAGCGACCAUUUAUUGGUCAAUUUUAACGUUGAUUGUUUUUCUCGCGUUUGUAUUAGUCUGCUUCUGCUAUCUCAAUAUAAUCAGGGGAUUGUAUUUUACAAAGCAAAUCUGCGCAGAAAGUUUAAAGUGUUGUUCAGAAGAGGAGAUGCAAGCCAAGCGUAAAAUCGUCAAGCUUUCGAUCACCAUCACAGUUAUUUUCCUCGUCUGUUUCUUCCCUUUCGUUGUUGCCACAGUCUCGGAUAAAAUUUCAGCGGAGGACGUAUUUUAUAAGAUCGCCUACUUUCUGGUUUAUUGCAGUUGUUGCGUAAAUCCAAUUUGCUACGCAGUUCAAAGCACAAAUUACAGAAAUGCAUUCAGGGAAACUAUCCGUAAAAGAUCGACCACUAAACAAACGGAACAAGCAGUGUAA